UGCUCAUUGCCCCGAAACGACGACGUAUUAGCGUCGCACGAACCUUCUUUCUCCUUGAAAUCAAAAUACGAUGUACUCUAGGUGUCAACUCUCGGCGUGAUCUAGAAAUCGGCUUUGAUGUGUGUGUUGUGAGGUAAUUGAGCGAUAAGAGAUGAAGUUGAGGAGCUGGGUUUUGAUCUUCAUUGCUUGUAACCUCCUUACCUUCUCCACGAUCUCUGCUUUCCGUCUGAGUCGAAGUCAACCAACCGAGCGAAUCUCAGGUAGUGCUGGUGAUGUGUUGGACGAUAAUCCAGUGGGAAGACUGAAAGUGUUUGUUUAUGAGCUUCCAAGCAAAUACAACAAGAAGAUUCUUCAGAAAGACCCCCGAUGUCUCACCCACAUGUUUGCUGCUGAGAUCUAUAUGCAACGCUUUCUUUUGUCUAGUCCUGUUCGAACACUCAACCCCGAGGAAGCUGAUUGGUUCUACGUCCCUGUCUACACCACUUGUGAUCUCACUCCCAACGGCCUUCCUCUCCCCUUUAAAUCCCCCAGAAUGAUGAGAAGUGCUAUUCAGCUCAUUGCUUCCAACUGGCCUUACUGGAAUCGCACUGAAGGAGCUGACCACUUCUUUGUUGUGCCUCAUGACUUUGGUGCCUGCUUCCAUUAUCAAGAAGAGAAGGCCAUAGGAAGAGGAAUACUACCCUUGCUUCAACGAGCUACGCUGGUGCAGACAUUUGGACAGAGGAAUCAUGUCUGCUUGAAACAGGGUUCAAUCACUGUUCCCCCCUAUGCUCCACCCCAGAAGAUGCAAUCACACUUGAUUCCUGGGAAAACUCCUCGUUCCAUCUUUGUCUAUUUCCGAGGAUUGUUUUAUGAUGUGGGAAAUGACCCCGAGGGUGGUUACUACGCGAGGGGUGCACGAGCAGCUGUAUGGGAAAACUUCAAGGACAAUCCCCUCUUCGACAUCUCAACAGAGCACCCAACAACAUAUUACGAGGACAUGCAGCGAGCAAUCUUCUGCUUAUGCCCACUUGGAUGGGCCCCAUGGAGUCCAAGACUAGUUGAAGCCGUGAUCUUUGGCUGCAUCCCCGUGAUCAUAGCAGACGACAUUGUGCUACCUUUUGCAGAUGCGAUCCCAUGGGAAGACAUUGGUGUGUUUGUGGAUGAGAAGGAUGUUCCUUACUUGGACACCAUACUCACAUCGAUCCCACCAGAGGUUAUACUGAGGAAACAGAGGUUGUUGGCAAACCCUUCGAUGAAACAGGCUAUGCUGUUCCCGCAACCAGCUCAACCAGGGGAUGCGUUUCAUCAAGUGUUGAAUGGGUUGGCCCGUAAGCUGCCUCAUGAUAGGAGUGUGUAUCUGAGACCAGGCGAGAAGCUGUUGAACUGGACGGCAGGACCGGUCGCUGAUCUGAAACCUUGGUGAGUACAAAUGCGAUCGAAGAGAGGUUGAAUUUGAUACAGUUGAUUCUAUUUGUUACUUGUCUGUAUUCUGUAGAAUUAUUUUGUAUAACCAUCAUCAACUUAGUAAGUGGCAUUGUUUGUUGACAAGAAAGAAAGAUAAGAGAAAUCUAUUCCAGUUUUUAAUAAACUUUCACCAACCCCCA
Molecule: messenger RNA, 1586 nt
Organism: Brassica rapa (field mustard)
Lineage: Eukaryota; Viridiplantae; Streptophyta; Magnoliopsida; Brassicales; Brassicaceae
Product: probable beta-1,4-xylosyltransferase IRX10L
Biological process (GO): plant-type secondary cell wall biogenesis; glucuronoxylan biosynthetic process
Molecular function (GO): 1,4-beta-D-xylan synthase activity; glucuronoxylan glucuronosyltransferase activity
Source: RefSeq, a predicted model, not a curated record